AUACCGAGCGCUCAAAGUCGCAUAUACCUCGUUAACCUGACAGCCUGCGGUCUGCUUCCUCACAGACAAUAAAGAGGCUGUAGAUUUUAAUGAGAAAGAAAAGAGGAGAGAUAUGCCAAGCUGUGGGACGGCUUAAAUCUGCUGGACUGGGCACAAGAAUGCAAAAGAAAAGUCUGUUUGUUUCUACAGAGAUAUUUGUGCCGGAUAAAUUUCAUAUAUGUGGGAGAGUUUCUGUUGCUCGGGACUUUGAAUAGGGUAAUGUCUAAUGGGCGAACAUACACUUGGAUUUCUGCUGAUAACAAAAGGGACUGCCACGAGAAAACGAAUUAAGUGAGGAGUUUUUCAUCAUUAGCUCCAAGGGAAGGUUAAAAAAAGAAACAGCCGCAGGGUUUAUCAGUCUGAUCUGAAGGCUGACUGACACUGACAUUGGCGGCUGUCGCCUGUGAAUCUGCACAUUUCUACCGAGCGAACCAAAUGUAGAGAGAAAGAUGCAUUUGGGUAAGGCUUUACUGUUUGUCCUCCUCCUCAACUGCGCAACUUUGAGCUCGUGCCUGUCAACUUGUGCCACCGUGGAUAUUGACCACGUGAAGAGGAAGAGGGUCGAGGCGAUACGAGGUCAGAUUUUGAGCAAACUUCGACUGACGAGUCCCCCGCACUCCCUCGGACCGAGUAAAAUCCCUUAUCAAAUCCAGGCGUUGUAUAACAGCACCAAGGAGCUACUGGAGGAGCUUGGGAGGGAUCGGCAGCAAAGUUGCGGUCAGGACAACACAGAGACAGAGUACUAUGCCAAAGAGAUAUACAAAUUCAACAUGGACUACGGACCGCCAGAGAGCAACGAUCUGCUAUACUGCCCAAAAAGCAUCACCUCUAAGGUUUUCCGCUUCAACGUCUCCGCCAUGGAAAGGAACUCAACCAACCUCUUCAGAGCAGAGUUUCGAGCUCUGAGGGUGCCAAACUCAAGCGCCAAGAGGAAUGAACAGCGGAUUGAGCUCUACCAGAUUGUGAGGCCAAAUGAACACAUUAGGAAACAGCGCUACAUCGGAGCCAAGAAUGUGCUGACCAGAGGUACUCCAGAAUGGGUUUCCUUCGAUGUGACUGAAACAGUGCGGGAGUGGCUGAUGAACAGAGGAACUAAUCUGGGUUUGGAAAUCAGUGUGCACUGCCCCUGCCACACCUUCAACCCAAAUGGUGACAUCAUUGACAAUGAGCAUGAGGUGCUGGAGGUGAAGUUCAAAGGUGUGGAUGGAGAGGAGGAGCACAGUCGCUUGGACAUGGAUCACCUGAGGAGGAGAAAGGACCAGUACCUGCCUCACCUCAUCCUCAUGAUGAUCCCACCCCACCGCUUGGACACUCAGUACACACGCCGACGCAAGAGAGCACUGGACACAAACUACUGUUUCUCAAACACGGAGGAGAGCUGCUGUGUUCGCAAGCUCCACAUUGAUUUCCGGCGUGACUUGGACUGGAAGUGGAUCCAUGAGCCCAGUGGUUAUGACGCCAACUACUGCUCUGGGCCCUGCCCUUACCUUAGGAGCUCAGAUACAACACACAGCUCGCUCCUGAGCCUGUACAACACUCUGAAUCCAGAGGCGUCGGCCGCCCCCUGCUGUGUCCCUCAAGACCUGGAACCCCUCACAAUACUCUACUACUCUGGACGAACCCCCAAAGUGGAGCAGCUCUCCAACAUGAUUGUCAAGUCUUGCAAGUGUAGCUGAGAAGACACUCAGGCGAGGCAGUGUGGCACGACUUUACUAGGUACUGACCAAACCCAUGCUUGUUGACUUUUGGACUCUUAGCUGUGACAAAUACUUAAAACUGACCCUGUGGCCUUGUGGCUUAGAUCUGAAAACCACUGCGGAGGUCACACUUUUUUUUUUUUUUUUUUUUUUUGGAUGCAGACUUUCUUAAAACUUGAGGUUGUCUCUAUUUUUUAUUUUUUGGCUUGUUUGGUAUUUUUUCCACCCACUCAGUCAGUUCUGGAUGACAAGUAGGUAUUUUAAACUUAAAAGGUCCAACCCAAACCAAAGUCUUACAAUCAAGGUAUGAUCUUAAAAUGUCUCUGUCUAUAUUUGUGAAAACAGACAACACACUCUUAAGGCUGGAUUAUACAAAGUCCUGUACAAAUCUAUCUGUGACAAAAAGAAAAAACAAUAGAUGAAUAAAUUAGACUUAACUCUGGGGUAUAUUUUCUGCUUCAGAGCUCAUGCAAAUAUUCCACAAAGUUCAAGUCUUUGCAUUGUCAAUAAAGCGGCUUUCCUGUCUCUUGUUAAUUGUCACAAAUAUAGACAAUGCUCUCCUAAAUGGUUGAAGAGCCUUUUCAGGCUGGAUUUUUUUCCCUUGUACUUGCCUUAAGCUCCCUUCUCUUCAAACAGUGGGCAUUAUCUUCAAUCACAAAAGGAGAAAGGACAGACUUGCUGCUGUAUCCAAAGCCAUAGCUGUGGUCAGGGGAAAAGGAGAGCUGAGAGAGAAUGCCUGUUGGAUUUGCAAUGGAAAGUGAAUGAACAAAGAAGUUGAGCCAAGCUUUUCUUUUUCUGGCCAGCCAGCAGCAAUGGCCUUUUUUUCGGUGCAUCUAUUAGAACGGAUGGAAGAAGGAGAAGGAGAAGGAGAAGGAGGAGAAGAAGAAGAAGAAGAAGAGAGGACCUGUAUGCAAGGGAAGAAUUGUGAUGGAAACUAGCCAUGAGCACACUGCCAUUCACUGGAAGUUUUCAUCCCUAACAGGUUCAAAUUAUUUUUGGGACUUCAAAGAAUAUACUGGAAAAGAACAAGUGUUACGCAACAGGUUUUUUUUUUUAUGAGAUUUCUUUUACAUUAAUAGCAGAUUUGGUCUGUUACGCAACUUGUCAUAUAGUGAUUGUUUCACUAACUGGGAUGAAAAUUGACAAUUAUAAUAUGAAACCGUGAGUACUGUUACAUUUCCUUGUGAUUUAGAAAGAAUAUGCAACUUUGUUGUGCAUAAGCAAACUAGUUUGACCUGUUGUAUUUGAUCCACUAUGUGUUUGACUAAAAUCUUAUUGUCUUAAAAGGUGACUAUGCCCAGAAAGUUAAAUCAGAGCACUUUUCUCCAGUGAAAACAGGAAAUGUAAUGCAGUUUAAAAUGCAGCUGUUUAUGUCUUUUUUUUUUAAUGAUACUAUCCUAUCAACUCACCUGUCACCUUUCACUCCCGCCAGAUGACAAGGAGUCAUAUGUGCAUGUGCAGUCAGGACUCUUGGUGUUCCCAAAACACUGUGGUCUUUCAUUCCCUCUGCUCUGUCUCUGUUUGUUUUGGUGCUCCUUUACAGUGUGAAGCCCUAAUGGAAAAAAAAAAAAAAAAAAAAAACAUGAAGAGGGAGGGGAAGAAGUCAUAACAUGACAGUGGCUGGAUGUACAGUAAGACCUCAUUUUUCUCAGAGUCUGGAGAACGAUUCUGAAUCCCUGUACUGUUUGACAUUGGCCCGGUCAGAGUCAUCUAGCCUUUAGGUGACAUUUAGGUGAUGUUUUUUGGCAGUAAUAUUGUUUUGGUUGAUUUGUUGAUCAUGAUUGUUAUUAAAAACACAACAUGCAAAA
Lates calcarifer (barramundi perch) is the source of this 3544-nucleotide messenger RNA. RefSeq names its product transforming growth factor beta-3 proprotein. Gene Ontology annotation, cellular component: extracellular region. NCBI's taxonomy places the organism in Eukaryota, Metazoa, Chordata, Actinopteri, Centropomidae. Bases 489 to 1715 code for a protein of 408 amino acids. Gene Ontology annotation, molecular function: type III transforming growth factor beta receptor binding; growth factor activity; cytokine activity. Gene Ontology annotation, biological process: SMAD protein signal transduction; regulation of cell population proliferation; transforming growth factor beta receptor signaling pathway. The record is from RefSeq and is a predicted model, not a curated record. The transcript is spliced from 7 exons.